AUAAUGUACAAUAAUUAACUCAAAGGAGGAGAGACUUCCUCCCUCUCUGGUUGAGACCGUCCCUGUCAUCACAUGACUCUGAUUUCCGGGUCCAUUCGGCGGCUCAUCUUCAUCUCUUCAUCCGGCUGACUGAGCGUCUCUGUCGGGCUUCUCUCUCUCUCAUCUCCUCCCUCUCUCUGGUGGCUGACACUCCAACACAUACUGAGCCAUCAUGUAUCGAUAUGCUGCAUUUGUUUUACUCCUCGCCUUCCUCGGAACCGCGUUCCAGCUGUCACAUGGCACUGAGGUGAAUGUCAAAGACAAAGACAACAAGUUAUGCCUCUAUGCCAAUCUAAUGGUCAACUUCUCAGUCUCCUAUGAAGUAGCUGACAAUAAGAGUGCAACAGUCGAGUUUGAACUUCCUGGAGAAGUCACAACAAGUGGAAGUACAUGUGAUGCCAAAAGCUCAACGUUGAAGCUUAAUUUUGGAGAAGGACACUCCUGGAGUGUGAACUUCACCAUCAGCGGAGAAAAGUACCAGGCAGACACCAUCACCUUUUCCUACAACCUCAGCGACGCAACCGUCUUCCCUAAUUCUGCAUUAAAUGACACCGCGACUGUCGCCGUGAAGCCUCAACUCCCAGAUAUAGGCUUGGACACCUGCUACUCAUGCAAGAGCAAAGAAACAAUCGAAGCUGACUCAGUCAAUCAGACGCUGUGGAACGUGCUCAUACAGGCUUUUGUCAGUAACAACAGCACAAGUGAAAACAUCACUUCUUGUGAUGCUGACGUUCCCACAACCCCCGUACCCCCCACCACCACGACUCCUGCUGCUCCUGUCACAAACUCUACUAUCCCUGUCACAACCUCUACUACCCCUCCUCCUACCACCCCCCCGACCCCCACCCUCCCCGCACCCACCAUUGGGACGUACAGCAUCAAGCCUGAUGAGAACAGCACAGCCUGUCUGAUGGCCAACUUCGGCCUGCGGGUUGGUGUCAUGAAAGAAGAGAUGAACUUUGAGCCCAACGGGACCAUCGUCUCUGGCUCAUGUGGAGUCAACAGCAGUCUGCUGAUGUUGGUGUCCAACGCAAUGUCCAUCACGCUCACUUUCGCCAACGACACAACGAAAUUCCGCCUACAUGCUCUGAACAUCACCGGAAAGACGAGCUCUGGUGUGGCGUUUUCUGAAGUGAACACCAACCUGAGUCUGUGGGAGGCGGCCGUCGGCAGCUCCUACAUGUGUAACAAGGAGCAGAACUACACCAUCACCAGCCAGCUCACCAUCUACACCUUCGACCUUCAAGUACAGCCCUUUGGAGUCAAGAAGGGUGUUUUCAGUACAGCCCAUGAAUGUUCACUGGAUGACACCAGCAUCUUAAUCCCAAUCAUUGUUGGCGCUGCGCUGGCUGGCUUGAUUGUCAUUGUAGUGAUCGCUUACGUGAUUGGUCGAAGAAAGACUUAUGUUGGAUAUCAGACACUUUAAAUCCAGUCUGCAAUCGAUACCACGGGGUUCCCAAGACUGGUCCUUGGGUUUCAUGUGCAAUUGUUUAAUUGGCAAAUAACUUAAAAAUUCACAAGUCAAAUUUCUGCUGGAAAAAACAUGCAGCAUUGAAGUUAUUGGUCAUUAUGAGGCAUGCAAUGCACAUGGAGCAUUUUUGAAUUGCAGUUGCCUCAAGAGGUUUUUAAUGAUACUAUAGUAAGGAGUAAAAAACCCAUGUAUAGAUGGAUAGUUUGGUGUUUUACCUCAAGGACCAAACUUGUCUAUCCCCAAUGUUUAUUUUUUGUUGAUUUCUGAAUGUCUUGUCUUUCCUUUCUGUUGUGUUUUUUGUUAACGAGCAAGUGCAACAUCCACCCAACCUAUUUUUAUUAUAAUCACAUGAAAGGUGACUUUCAAUAUAUACAGGUACAGUACACUUGUACAUUUACAAAAGCCUCUGGACAUUAAUGUUUCACACAUUUUUCAGUAAGAGAUGUGUGACAGUUUAAAUUAGGAUCCUGCACUUGCUCUGCAGACAUUCCCUUUUUUGUUUUCUUUGUCAUUAUUUAAUCUUUGUGCACAUUUUAUGGUGCCUUCAAAUGAAACUCGUGAGCUUGUGUUUACAACAUGGGAAGUCGUGUACACAAUAUGCUUGGUGUUCAAGUGGUUAAGUCGCUGCUAAGCUACGUCAAUAUUAACGUUACUGUCGGCGUCUAGAAGCCACAGAGGCAAGUGGGUAACAUAAUGCAGGAAAUGCAAAGUCAUGAUGACAGAGGAAACAUUAGUCAGUUGGAAAUAUCAACAUUGGCCUCAGACAUAUUAUAAAAUUACAAAGACUUGCAAUAUACAACAAAAAUAACAAUAAAUUCACUUAUUGUGUACGGAAAAAUGAACUUCCAUGGCCUCCCCCAUUUAUGACAACGUCAACAAACACGCCACAACACGAAGCUUUCUACUUACAAGGUUGUGAAUACCACCAGAGGGGGGCGUUCAUAUGGACUCUUCUCGUGAACACGCUGAACACGACCCCAUUUGAAGGCACCAUUCGUUUUUUACUUCCUUUAAGGUUUGACUUUUCAUCCCCAUAAUUAUUCACAUUAUGACAUCAUUUCUUCCACAAAUCAAAGAAAGAUGGUCACAUUAGCUUUCUUCCUUUGUGCCCAGAACAUUCAUUAAUUAAGGAUGAAGGUCUGCUCCAUUAGGAGAGUAGUCAAGGGAAUUAUGCUUUAGCCCAUGUUGGCCCCUGUAGAGCAGGAGAAACAUUGGAAUUAUUGUCCUGAUUAUGUGGCUCCAAUCAUGUUAGGAAUGUGUUUGUUGUUGAAACGUGGAGGACAUUCAGGCAUCAAGCAGUAAAAGUCCAGGUAGAACUAAUGACAUUAGCGUUGGCUCAUUUAAAUGUAAAGGCUCUGUAACUGACAAGUCCUCGUUAGUGUUAUUGAUUACACCUGUGCAUUCCCUGCUCUGCCACUCGUCAAAGUGUCCGCUGUUUAUAAAAAGGUCUCUCACAUUUGCACACGCUCCUGUCAGAGAAUACAUCUGAAAAAGAAAGGUCAACUGUUUUUUUUUUUCUUUCUCACAAUACUUUUU
Sebastes umbrosus (honeycomb rockfish) is the source of this 3046-nucleotide messenger RNA. RefSeq names its product lysosomal-associated membrane protein 2 (gene lamp2). The transcript has 9 exons. The record is from RefSeq and is a predicted model, not a curated record. Gene Ontology annotation, cellular component: membrane. Lineage: Eukaryota; Metazoa; Chordata; Actinopteri; Perciformes; Sebastidae. Bases 212 to 1465 code for a protein of 417 amino acids.